UUCACUAAUGACUGAUUUAUUGAUGGAAUUAAUUACUUCAUCUCUUAUAUUUAAUAUAUAUCCCUGCAAUGACUUGACAUGAUUUAUUUUUCAUGACUAAAAAUUAAAGUGGAUCUAAAGUCCCAAAUCUUUAAAGCAAACACACAUUGUCUGCGCCAGCGCUAGCAAAAACACGGUACUGUGAUUAAUAUUGCGUUGGUGGAGUAAUAAUGAAAGAGAGUAACGAAUCAACGAAAGGGGUACGCCGUGUGGCUCGAAAACCUGACGCGGAGUGUUGCCACGAUCGCGGGUCGCCAUUCAACUGUGAUUGUUACGCAUUAUUAUCCAUUUUAAAGUGUCGAAAAUAGCUUGAGAACAAAAACCCAUUAGCAUUCUUGAAUGCGCCACUGUUUGAGAACUGUUGUAAAACGCUCACUUUGCGGAGCAGCGAAGCGGAACUGUCGGGAUGGUUUUUAUGUAUUUUUUAUUUUUAGAAGUUGAGUUGAGUUAGAUGCAUUUGAGCGAGACAGUUUUGUUAAAAAUCGAUCGCUGUAAUGCUCCUGUGGAGAAAGAAUCAGGUCGGCCGCGAAGGUAAGCGCGUGCAGAUUGAUUUCGGCCUACUCAACGGUUUAUUUAGUGCAUCACUCAUGACUCUUUAAGACCUUUGAAAAAGAGUUUGGGACGAUGCUGUAACCACAGUCGUUUGCGUUUUGGACAUGUUAACGGCUUUUUGUCAGGUCGGGAGGGAUGAACACGUCGUUAUCUACCAACCCAAUCAGCGAAAGCGCACUAAAUUAGCGAUUUUGCAGCGUGUUAAAUUCGCCUUUGAACGGGAUUUUGUUGUGUUGAUGAUGGUGCGAAACGGUACAAUAACAUCUUCAAAUGUAACAGAAAGUUUGACAUCUUGGGUUUCAUUCCACUUGAAUAUUUAAGGUCAUUAUUGUGGAUUGGAACUGCAUCGGGCAUGCGCUAGAAACAAUUUGCAUGUAGCGCGUGAUGUCAAGAGAAUUGCUGUACAUGAGCCUGUCACACAUGUGGAUGUAAUAUUACAUGGUUGCCCGUAAUUAGCUUCCAAUAGGUGAUAACCGACGAAGAAAAAGAUAAAGAAGUAGUGUGUGUGUGUGUGUGUAUGUGUGUGUUUGGAAGCACAUGAGUGGAGCAUGUGAUUUCAGCAAGGUCACUUCAUUGCAUAUUAAAUUACGACGACGACCAUGUGACCACUUUUUUUUUUCUUAAACCCAUCAAUGUGUGCGCGCGUACGUGCUUGUGUGCGUCUUUUUGUGCGUAUGUGUGUACUUGCGUGUGUGUGUGUCAUGGUGUACGUUCAUGUGUGUAAAAUAGAAUUUUAUGAAUGAGAGGAUGAGAUGUGUGUGUGUGUGGUGCUGAUGCGAGAAAAAGAAGAGCGAAAGAGAGAGUGAGUGAGGAGGAGGAAGAGGAGAGUGUGGAUCAGAGCAAUCGGGCAGCGGAAGACGAGACACCGAGAUGGAUUGAGGUCCGACGGACAAUCAGUUGGGAUGGACCAAACCAGAAUCUCCCCGAUGGGAAACGGAACUUUCCUGCGCUUCUCGCCGACGUCAGUUUCCGGAUCGGCGUCGGCGGGCGAGGCCGGCGGUGUCUACGUGUACGUGUGGCUGUUCCUGGGCCUGCUGCUGCUCCUCCUCAGCCUGCUGGUCAUCGCCCUCCAUAGGCUGAAGAACAUUAUCUCCUCCUCCUCCUGCGGCGAACCUCGAGGCUCCUUCGCCAACGUGGAGAUCCGCAGCAUCUCGUCCUCGCCGAAGUCCACGCCGUCCUCGCUACGCGCCUGAGGCGCGCACAUGGGCAGAAAAACACACGCGCAGCCAUGCUGCAAAGACUUCUGGGAAAUGAA
Phyllopteryx taeniolatus (common seadragon) is the source of this 1846-nucleotide messenger RNA. RefSeq names its product serine-rich and transmembrane domain-containing protein 1. Lineage: Eukaryota; Metazoa; Chordata; Actinopteri; Syngnathiformes; Syngnathidae. Bases 1494 to 1784 code for a protein of 96 amino acids. The record is from RefSeq and is a predicted model, not a curated record. The transcript is spliced from 2 exons. Gene Ontology annotation, cellular component: intracellular membrane-bounded organelle.